Phytophthora nicotianae INRA-310 is the source of this 1148-nucleotide messenger RNA. RefSeq lists its product as hypothetical. Bases 9 to 941 code for a protein of 310 amino acids. The record is from RefSeq and is a predicted model, not a curated record. Gene Ontology annotation, molecular function: cysteine-type deubiquitinase activity. NCBI's taxonomy places the organism in Eukaryota, Oomycota, Peronosporomycetes, Peronosporales, Peronosporaceae. The transcript has a single exon.
AAAAAAAAAUGGCACGCAGCUAUCGCCUCGGUGAUACUUGGUUCGUCGUGUCAUGUGGCUGGUGGCAGCGCGUGGUGGAGCGCGGUGACACACCCACCGACUCGCGCAUCCGCAACUCCGACAUUGUGGACGCCAAGCGCAGUUGUCGCUGCUGUAGUCGCUCUAUCCUGCAUCCUAAUCUAAUGGAAGAUGUGGACUUCCGAUUGGUCAGCGAGCCGGUGUGGAGUGCGCUGUCCCUGGAGUUUGGCUACGACUGGGCCGUGCGUCGCGAGGUGGUGACCAUGGGUCGACGACUUGGCGUGGACGUGUAUCCUUCUGGACUGGAGGAGCGCGCUACAGGUCAUGGCCACAUUCCAAACUCCGAGGCUGUAGCUCCAUCGCCGCCGUCUUCUCCCACGCGAGAAGAGUGGACUCCUGUGAAACUGGAACAGUGGAGAUCGGAGCUUAAACUGGACCAAAGUGUGGACGCAUUGGACACCGACAGCAGGUGGUACGAAGCGAAGAUCGUCGACAUCACGGAUUCGCGGGUCAAGGUGCACUAUCGUGGCUGGAGUGUGAAAUGGGACGAGUGGCUGGCCAAAACGUCGCCGAGGCUCAUGCCAACGCACUCGAGAGUGCCUAAUUGGAGGAAAUUCCAAGUGCAUGACGCGGUGCAGGUGGGUGAGGCGCGACCAGGCAAAAAACGGAUGCUGUGGCGUGACGGUAAGGUGUUGGCCACCUCCACAUCGCUGCUCGUGCAGAUCCAGGUCGGCGAUGAGGUGCGCUGGUUAGAUUCAGAGGACGAACGACUUUGUCCGCCAGGAACGCAUCGCACUAUAAGCUCGGGUACCAACGCUGACGCUGCAUCGUCGUCACCUACGAGCGUCACUACUAUGGGCAGCAACGGGCGUCGAAAGCGCCUCAAAACGUCCUCCAGUCACCUCUCGCUGUUUGAUGACUGAUUCUAGGCUUGCACUUAUCUACUCGCCCGAGAGCAAUCAAUAUGGGCAAGUUACCUUCUGUAUAUAACAAAUGUGAACAAAUACUCGCAAGUUACCUUCUGUAUACAACAAAUGUGAACAGAAGUUCACAUUGUGAACACGUUGGAGCAUUUCCAAGGACUUUCGACCAAUCACAUUCUCCUCACAAUUCAAAUUCCCAAAAGCUCC